This is a messenger RNA of Sciurus carolinensis (gray squirrel), 2657 nucleotides long. RefSeq names its product homologous recombination factor with OB-fold (gene Hrob). Gene Ontology annotation, biological process: recombinational repair. Bases 208 to 2187 code for a protein of 659 amino acids. The record is from RefSeq and is a predicted model, not a curated record. Lineage: Eukaryota; Metazoa; Chordata; Mammalia; Rodentia; Sciuridae. The transcript has 10 exons.
UUGAAUGCGGCCAGGAUCCGCGGCCCCCAACCUCCUGGAGACCCUCCCUCAGCCUCCGCUGGGGUCGCAAAGACACUUUCCACUGAUCCUGUCCUCGGAGUAUCAUCGCUCAGGCUCCACUACUUCCAUCUGGGUCGAGUCCGAGGAGAUCCCCCGAGUCCGGGUGGGCUGGGCCGAUCCACCCGCUGGAGCCCACCCGCUGGAGCCAUGGCAUGCAGUUUGCGGAAGCUGUUUACUGUGGAAGAGGAGUUUGAAGAUGAGGAUUUCUUGUCUGCUGUGGAAGAUGCAGAGAACCAGUUUGCUGGCUCUCUACCUGUAAAUGCUGGGUGCCUACGACCUGUUUCUUCCAAGUCACAGGAGACUGUGCAGGGGAAGUCUUCAAGGUCACUGCCAUUACAUCCCACUGCUUCUUCAGAGAUGUUGAGACUGCCAACCCUGGGAUUCUGCCUCCCGACCUCCAGCAUGCCCAGAGCCACCAGGGAUCCACCUUCUAUAGAAACUGUCCCCAUAAGCCCUGUCUCAACUUCCAGCAGCUGGACUGGCAAUCAGAGAAGAAUGACACUGACAGAAGUGCUCCAAGAGCCAGCAAGACCCCAGUCCUCUGUCCCCCAUCCUCUACUUGCCUUUGAGAACCAACAGCAGGGAUUUGGUGGUCUUGAGGGGCCUGAACAAGACGAAUUUGAUAAAGUCCUGGCAAGCAUGGAGCUGGAGGGAGCUGGCAUGGAGCUGGAACUUGGCGUUGGCCGUGAGGCCACACAAAUCCUGCCUGUCCAGCACCAGGACACAGUCUUGGCGAAAAAGGCCCGAGUGGCUGGUCUGAGUGGAUCUUGCCAGCAGGGGCCCAUGUCUGCCACUGGCAUAACAGGUGUCGCGUCAGCCCUGGAUGAGCCUCUGGAGCCUGUUAUCCACUGUCGGACUCCAUGGCCCCGCGUGAAACCUGGUGCUGCGGGCAAUCUUCCUAUUCCAACUGCCCUAUCAGUUCCUACUCAGCAACCGCACUGGGAAAUCUGUCCCAAAGGCCCCUCUGUUCCAGUACCCCAGCCUCUCCAAGCUGCUGGUGGGCCUGUACAGAGCAGCCCUCAAAAUCGUUUGCCUGGUCAGCCAUUUCAGUCUCCCAGUGCCUGGCUAGGUGGCAAACCUCAUUUUUCUAGACUGCAAACUCCCAAUUCCAGAUCUACUCCCUCGAGGACCAGCUCUGUGGUAUCUCCUUGGGAUCCCCUGCAAUCCCGAGCCCCAGUGUCUCCUCUUGAGUCUCCUGUCAGCAUCCCAAAAGGUCCCCAUUUCUCCCAAAAGGUUCCCCAGGCAGCUCUUCAGACCCCCAUAGUCACCAACCACCUGGUGCAGCUGGUCACUGCUGCCAACCGGACUCCCCAAGAGCCCACCCGUGCCAAAAUGCGCCGCUUCCCUGGCCCAGCAGGACUCCUGCCUCACCAGCAUAGUGGGAAGAAUCUGGAGGAAAUCAUGGUUUCCACACCCCAGACUCCAGCUCAUGGUGCUCUUGCUAAAUUCCGGACAGAGAUCGUUAGUUCCCAGUCAUCAGUGGAGGAGGAUUUUGAGCGAGGGCCCUGGCGGACCAUGAAAUCUGCUCUGGGCCUGGAUGAGAGAGACCCAACCUGCUUCCUCUCUACCUAUAGCAUCGUCAUGGUACUGCGGAAGGCAGCCUUGAAGCAGCUUCCCAGGAACAAGGUCCCUAACAUGGCAGUGAUGAUCAAGUCCCUGACUCGGAGUACAAUGGAUGCCAGUGUGGUUUUCAAGGACCCUACAGGAGAAAUGCAGGGGACCGUGCACAGGGUGCUGCUGGAGACACGCCAGAAUGAGCUGAAGCCUGGCUCAGUGCUGUUGCUGAAGCAGAUUGGGGUGUUUUCUCCCUCACUCCGAAAUCACUACCUCAACGUGACACCCAACAACCUGGUCCAUAUAUACAGCCCAGAUUCUGGGGAUGGGAACAGCAAGCCAUCUCAGCCCUUCCCCAAGGAUCUAGGAAGUUUCCAUGGUGGCCUCCAGCAGGAUGUGGCCACAAAACCUAGGGAAGUUCUCGGAACAGCACAGAACCCAGUGGCAGGGAUGUCCCCUGAGGAAGAACUUCCAGAAGCAGAUGACUUGGAUGGACUCCUGAGUGAGCUCCCUGAGGACUUCUUCUGUGGGACCAGCAGCUGGGACUGCCCCAAGGCAGGGCACCCACCAUGAGCAAGCAGCCUCUCAGUUGCCAGGCAAGGCUCUGGGUAUGUCUGGUUACAUGCAAGGGAAAGAAGGCCCAUACAACUGGAAACUGGCCAAAGCUUGGGCUUCUGUGGCGCUCCCAUCCUGGAUGAUGAACCUGAAAAGUCCCUCAUCUUGGAUUCUGCAGUUGCAGCUUUGAGACUUCCUUGGCACUGGCAUCCCAGACCUCAGCCAAAGACUGAAUCUUAGCCUUCCUGUCUUCCAAGCCUCUGGUGCAUCGUUCUUUUUCCCGCCAACAGGAAAGUUGCAUCGUUCUUCCAUUUCAGCUGAACUUUAGGGGAUAUUGGGCCUAGUUUGCUUGUCUCCUUACUCCCUACUCCCAGGAAAGCUGAGGAGCUAAGAAGCAUUGCACCAUGACAAAGUCGACAACCCACCUGUGCCCAAGGUUCCCAGGUGCAGGGGCAGCGGUGUGAGCUGUUGUACUUGGUUCUGAAAUA